CAGAAAUAGAUCAAGUUCUCCACAUAUAUUGACAAAAAAGUAGCUCUCUUUGAUCCUAAAAAACAAUGGCUAGUUGCAAGCAUGUUUUCAUUUUGGCAUUAAUUGUAACAGUGUCUUUGUCAAGCAUUAGUAUGAGCUUGGCAGCUCGUCAACUACUGCAAACGCCUGCAGCUCCAUCUCUGCCAACAUUGCCUCCACUGCCCUCAGUGCCAACACUGCCUCAAGCCACAUUGCCUCCACUGCCCUCAGUGCCAACACUGCCUCAAGCCACAUUGCCACCACUGCCUAGCACGCCAUUGCCAACUCUGCCAACUACCACACUGCCACCAUUGCCGUCACUACCAACUCAACCAACUCUGCCAAAGUCCACGUUGCCACCAUUGCCAAGCACCCAAAUCCCCUCCUUACCAAAUCCAUCUUUGCCAACAACUCUUCCUCCUUUGCCAGCCACUCCAUUGCCCACCAUCCCUACAACAAUCCCGUCAAUCCCUACCAUUCCAACUACAAUUCCAACAAUUCCCUUCUUCUCCCCACCUCCAUCAAACUGAACCAGUAGUCCUUGAAACGCUGCGGCCCUAGAGGCCAUUCACUUUCUCCUACUCCCGGCCAUUUUUGGAUGGCUCUAUGUUUUCAUGGCUUCUUGAAGCGUUUCUCUAGCGUGUUAGAGCCUGCUUUGCCUUUAUAUAUGUAUUAAUAGGAACGAGUGGGUUUUUGAUUGUACUUGUUUGUAUGUCAUUGUAGAGUCAUUCUUUACUCAUUUCAGUAUUACUUGGAUUGUUAUUGUCAUGUUUGUCCAUAUAAUAUGAUUUCUGAUUUAUUCUAA
Molecule: messenger RNA, 823 nt
Organism: Quercus robur (English oak)
Lineage: Eukaryota; Viridiplantae; Streptophyta; Magnoliopsida; Fagales; Fagaceae
Product: protein PELPK1-like
Exons: 1
Coding region: 66-548 (160 amino acids)
Source: RefSeq, a predicted model, not a curated record